ACUUUACAUUUAACGAUCUGUUUACAUUGCAGAGUGCAGGCGAGUAAAGAGAAUACCAUGGCGGCUGAGGACGAAAACCCAAACAAAGCGCUGACAACCACCAGAUUCUCCGACUUAGACCCUCCACUCUCGGAAGCUGUUCUCGAAGCACUAACCUUGUCCCGUUUCGAGUUCUGCACCCCUGUUCAGGCCGCUACCAUACCCUUGCUAUGCAACUUCAAGGACGUUGCUGUGGACGCCGCCACCGGCUCGGGGAAAACCCUAGCCUUUGUAAUCCCCCUCGUCGAGAUUCUCCGCCGCCAAGGCCCGCCCAAGCCACACCAGGUAAUGGGGUUGAUAAUUUCUCCUACAAGGGAGUUAGCAUCUCAGAUAUUUAAGGUGGCAGAGCCAUUUAUUUCGACAUUAUCGAAAGUGAGGCCGAUACUUUUAGUCGGAGGAGCUGAAGUGAAAGCUGAUAUGAUUAAAAUAGAAGAGGAAGGGGCGAAUUUGUUGAUAGGGACGCCUGGUAGAUUGAAUGAUAUUAUGGAGCGAGUUGAGGCACUGGAUUUCCGCAGCUUGGAGAUUUUGAUUCUAGAUGAAGCCGAUAGACUAUUGGAUAUGGGAUUCCAAAAGCAGAUCAAUGCUAUCAUAUCACGCCUGCCAAAGCAAAGAAGAACAGGCCUUUUUUCAGCCACUCAAACUGAGGCAGUUGAGGAGCUAUCCAAAGCCGGAUUAAGGAAUCCAGUGAGGGUCGAAGUUCGAGCUGAAUCAAAGAGACUUAAGCAUGUAACAUCGUCAGAACAAAUUGCUCCUUCCAAAACUCCUUCACAACUGAGAAUCGAGUAUCUCGAAUGUGAAGCGGACCAGAAACCUUUACAGCUCAUUGAUCUCCUCAAAUAUAAGUUGGGCUGCUUGAAGUUCUCAAUAGAAUACGCGCAACUUUCUUUCUCCUGUAGCUAUUUCAUGACUUGUGCAUGUGUUGAUUACUGGGGAGCUGUUCUUCCACUUCUACCUGCUUUGAAGGGUUUCUCUCUGAUCUCUCUUCAUGGGCAGAUGAAACAGACAGUUAGGGAAAAGGCAUUGGCAUCAUUUACUUCUCUAUCAAGUGGCGUUCUUCUUUGCACUGAUGUGGCCGCUCGUGGGCUUGACAUUCCUGGUGUUGAUUGCGUAUUACAGUAUGAUCCCCCACAAGACCCCACUAUGUUUGUACACAGAGUUGGUCGAACUGCAAGGAUGGGACGUCAAGGAUGCGCAAUUGUCUUUCUCAUGCCGCAGGAGAUAGAGUACGUAGAGUAUCUCAGGAGAAAGAGAGUUCCGAUGGUAGAGAGAAAAUGCACCCAUGAGGCUCCUGAUAUAAUUCCCCAGAUACGUUCGGCUGCCAAAAAGGACCGUGCUAUUAUGGAGAAAGGACUCAGGGCUCUUGUAUCUUACGUCCGUGCUUACAAAGAGCAUCUUUGUAAUUAUAUCUUUAGUUGGAAAAAACUUGAAAUUGGGAAGUUGGGCAUGGGAUUUGGUUUAUUGCAGCUCCCUUCGAUGCCCGAAGUAAAGCACCACUCUCUUUCUACUGCAGGUUUUAUUCCAUGUGAAGAUAUAAAACUGGAUGAUAUCAAGUACAAGGACAAAUCCCGAGAGAAACAAAGAAAGAAGAAACUGCAGGCGAAGCAAGCUGCAGAACAGCAAAAGCCACACAAGCCAAAAAAAGCGGCACCAAAAUCAAAUGCCUCAAACACAGUCAUGAGAAAACAAACUGCCCGUCAGAGACGUGCGGUUCAAUCGACAGAAGAUGCUGACGAGCUGGACAGGGAGUACCGUCUGCUGAAAAAACUGAAGAAGGGAAGAAUUGAUGAAAAUGAAUUUGCGAAAUUAACCGGGACAGAAGAUUUGCUUUGACACUUGUUUAGAAAUCAGAAAGGGAAGUUAGAUAUUUUAGUUGCAACAUAGAAAGCUGGUUUGAAUAUGUGCUAUUUGAUGUGAAUCAUAAUAUGUGCGAAGCUCUGUUUGUGCAAAGUUGGGUUGGAAUUGUAAUAUGCUGAUAUCAUUGUUUAUUUAUUUUUGUUGGGUUGUGGAAUUUUGAGAAAACUGUAAAAUUGAUUCUACAUUAUAUAAUGAAACGCAAAAUUGAUCCCUAUUGUAAUAUUAGCUGCUUUGUACGAACGUGAAAGAAUAAAAUAGAGAGAAUGAUGAGCCGAGACCUAAAUCUGAGAUGAAUGGGCUACUGCAAAGUUCCGAUAAUCUGAAAACGUCUGAUUAC
This is a messenger RNA of Striga asiatica, 2230 nucleotides long. Lineage: Eukaryota; Viridiplantae; Streptophyta; Magnoliopsida; Lamiales; Orobanchaceae. The record is from the annotation of a GenBank genome assembly.